UGUGCCAACCAUCUCUGCCCUCCCACCACUGGGGUAACGCUGAAGACUCUGGAAGUUGCCUCAGCCCCAGGGUUCAUGUCAAUUCAGAGACUUGUGAACUGAAGUGUCGUAAUACUGUUCUUACUAAAAAUGCCUCCCCUAAAGAGAAAUAUUGGCCAUCCAUCCCAGCUUGGAGAGGGGACACAUUCUUAAAGACUUGUCUAAAAAUAUAUUGUUGCAAGUCGAAGCCUUGGCUUGACUGGGGCCUGUUUUGUCUGCUGCCUUCCUCUGAGGACAGUGGAAACCUCCGGGAUGCCAGCGACAAGGGGAAUGGAAGACAAGCCCUCAGCUUGGAGAGUGAGGCUGCCUUCUGGAGGAUGGUGCCUUUCCCCUACACUUUGAUUGACUGCCAACGAUGUAAAACAUGGCCUCGAUGAGGAUGAUUUCAUGUGUGAAAGACAGACUCUUCUUUCCCGAAAGGAAAACAUGAGCAAAAUCGAUGCCCAGAGGCGUGACGUUGAGCCAGGAUUCGAGGGGUUGUCAUAGCAUGCAUUUUUGACCUGAUUAAGAUAGGCAGGUUGUUGUGUUUUACCAAGACCUGUUCCGAGACAUGCCUUUUUACUCUCCAGCUGGAUCCACUUGGCUUUUGUGGUGAGGCCUUGUCAUCUGAUUAAGGCCCUGGUUUUUGUUUUUUAAUUUAUUGGAACCUCUGCAUUUCAUGGGCGUUGUAAGAAGAUUGGUAAACUGCCUUGAUGUGAAAGUUACAGCAUCAAGAAGGACAUUAACUUGGAAACUCCAAAGGAAAAGGAUGUUGGGCUAGCUGGCAGAUUAGACUCUUGGGAAUACCGGUGGACUGCUGAAGGCCUUGCCGAUUUCAUCUUUGGAGAUAGUGUCAAGAAAUAGGUCGCUCACCUUGCGCACGUACCAGUUGACCAAAACAUGGCCUGGGUCAAGUUCUUACGGAAACCUGGGGGCAACCUGGGAAAAGUUUAUCAGCCUGGAAGUAUGUUAUCGCUAGCCCCUACCAAGGGCUUGUUAAAUGAACCAGGACAAAACAGCUGCUUUCUAAACAGUGCUGUACAGGUUUUAUGGCAGUUGGACGUAUUCCGUCGGAGUUUACGCGUUCUGUCUGGACAUGUUUGUCAGGGAGAUGCCUGCAUAUUUUGUGCUUUAAAGACGAUAUUUGCACAGUUUCAGCACAGUCGAGAGAAAGCGCUUCCCUCCGACAAUAUCAGGCACGCCCUGGCAGAGAGCUUCAGAGAUGAGCAGCGGUUUCAGCUUGGCUUUAUGGACGACGCUGCCGAGUGCUUUGAAAAUAUCCUUGAAAAGAUUCAUUUUCAUAUUGUGCCAAACAGUGAUUCAGACAUGUGCACCUCGAAAUCCUGCAUUCCUCAUCGGAAAUUUGCCAUGACUCUCUAUGAGCAGUGUGUGUGCCGGACCUGCGGAGCGUCCUCAGAUCCCCUGCCCUUUACAGAGUUUGUCCGUUACAUUUCUACAACAGCCCUUUGUAAUGAAGUGGAAAAAAUGAUUGAAAGAAACGAACGCCUGAAGCCUGAAAUGUUUGCAGAAUUGCUGCAAGCUGCAAACACCAUGGAUGACUUUAGGAAAUGUCCUAGUAACUGUGGCCAAAAAAUAAAAAUCCGCCGUGUUCUAAUGAAUUGCCCUGAGAUCGUCACAAUUGGCUUAGUUUGGGAUUCUGAGCAUUCUGAUCUGACUGAGGAAGUUGUUCGCAAUCUAGCAACUCACCUGUAUCUUCCUGGGUUGUUUUAUAGGGUAACUGAUGAAAAUGCCAAGACUAGUGAGCUUCAUCUUGUUGGCAUGAUCUGCUAUACCAGCCGACAUUACUGUGCCUUCGCUUUUCAUACCAAGAGUUCCAAAUGGGUGUUUUUUGAUGAUGCCAACGUGAAAGAGGUUGGGACUAAAUGGAAAGAUGUGGUGUCCAAGUGCAUGAGAUGUCAUUUUCAGCCACUGCUUCUGUUCUAUGCAAACCCGGACGGUUCAGCCGUGUCCACCGAAGACGCUCUCAGGCACGUCGUCCACUGGUCCUAUUACAAAACCGCUGCUGAUGAAGACGCGGGUUUUGAAAGGCCCUCUACUCAUAAACCAGAGAGUACCAAAGAAGAUGGAUAUGGUCAUCAGGCGAGGCAGAGAAUCAAUCAGAAAUUGCACAUCGAUGAUGCCGUGACUUUGACUCGCGGCCCUGCCCUUGCAAGUGGUGGGAAAGGACCAGUUAAACUUGGUCAUAGUGACCAGAGGGACAAGCUCAAGGACAUUUCCAGAGAAUGUGCCCAAAGAGUCGCCGAGCAGAAAAACUUCCUCUCGUCCCAAAGAAGAGAGUUGGUGGAGAGGGAGCAGAGGAGAGACCCUGGGAGACAGCGAGAUUUGUCCAGCGAGGACCUGUCUCGCUUCAAAUCUGGAGCGCCCCUCACCGCCUCAGUGAAUGGAUUUCGGCAGCACGGCGGCCAGCCUGGAUGUUCGAGCCAAGGGAGAGGGUCUUCCCGCCAAGAGCGAGCCACGCCUCAGGGCCGGACCUCCGCACAAGCUCCAAGUUCAGUCAAACCCCAGCUGGGGGAGAAGGUGACUGGUAAAGGGAAAGGCGACGGUGCCGCCGGCUACGACACAGACAGCAGCCAAGACUCUCGGGACAGGGGUAGCACUUGCAGCGGCGGCAGCAGCCGCAGUCGGGCCCGCAGCUGGAAACCAAUGAGGGAGACGCUGAACGUGGACAGCGUGUUCAGCGACGCCGAGAAGAGACAUGCCGCUCCGAGGCACAAAGCAAACAGCAAGUCCAAACACGGUCAAGAUCAGAGAGGAAAUAACUGGCCCAAAGAGGCAUCCAAGCAGAAGGGCUUGAUGACCAUCUAUGAAGACGAAGGAAAGCAGGAGACCGGAAGCAGGAGUUCCCUGGACUCUGCUGGGAAAGGACCCGAGAAAGGCAAAGGCCUCGCGGAGACCAAGGCUCCCGGGGACGGCGGGCACGUGCAGAGGACCGAGUCGGGCUACGAAAGCAGCGAUCGGGUCAGCAGUGGCUCUGCCAGCUUGGACUCCUCACUCCUGGAGGGCAGCGGCACGAGAGAAGCGCGGCCCGGCAGUAACCAGAUUCAGUCAAGUAAACCGAAUGUAGACAGUUUGCAGCAUAACUCCCGACAGUGCAAAGACCAUCUGGAAGAUUUGAAAGAAAACAUCAAGAUUUCAGAAGUGGCUUGUGGACCCCCUGAUUUCCAUCUACAAGUAGAUAAUCCUUUAAUGAAGAGAUCUCAUGUGCAUGAUACCAGCGAGAAAUUUUUGUCCUCAUCGAAUCUCCAGCUAUUCAAGGACCAUGAUACAAGAGAACACAUCCCCCAACCAAAUGAAAAGCAGCUUGAAAAUUCAAAUGAAUGCCAUUUUCCUGAAAGGCUUAAUUCAGAAAGGUCUGAAAAAAACAGUCCAUCUUUGCUCAGUGCUAGGGGAUCCGUCCCCUUUCAUGUCCCUGAUCAUUCUGCCUCGGCAGAGUUAGUUGACAGCGAGAAACUCCCUUUGUCCCAGUGGUCGACACACGUGAAAAUGGGUGAGUCCUUUGCCCAGCAAAGUCUGGGGGAGCUCCGCAGCUCCGCUAAGCAGGCUGCCGCCAGCCCCUCCGAUAACGGGGGGGUGCUCGAACCUGCCGCCUGCCAGAAUCUGCCACCUCCAUUGCCUCCAAAGAAGUAUGCGAAAGCCAUGGCGGUGUCACGGUCAGAGAAGGAGUUCAGCCCUGAGCUGGAGCUCUCAGGGAGGGGGAAAGCGAGGCCUCCGAGCCUCCAGAAGCAUGCCAUCAGCGCCCCUUCCCAGGCGGGGGCAGAGACAAGGCUGAAGGAAGCAGGCCGAGGGAAAGAACUUGGCGCGUACACACCCAGCACCCGAACCAGCCCUUCCACUGACUGCCAGAGCCCCCUGGAUGCGGCUAGUAAAGGCGCUGCCCAGACAGAGCCGUGGCCCAGCGUGCCACAGCCACAGGGGAUAGUUUCCCUGACCACCUACUUUUCUGUGGACAGCUGUAUGACUGAUACGUACAGGUUGAAGUACUGCCAGAGACCCAAGCUGUAUUUUCCAGAGAGCAGUGACAUGCAUGGAAACAAGCCUCUGUCCCAGACUGAAACGAGGCUGAAAGCCGUGUUCCAUGACCAUCUGGAGCCAGCCGACGUAUAGACCCGGCCUGCCGCGGGAGCCGCACUUUCAGAGAAACUCCUGAGGGCAGCGGGCGGGCGCUUCUCAGUCCGCUCAGGAGAAGCAGGAAGCCAUCAGUCAGCCGGUGGGAUUUGGGGGGAACCUGGGUGCUCCGUGUCCCUUUGCGUCUCUUCUUCCUCGUGGAUGUCGGCUGUGUCCACGGCAUUUGUGGGACUCCUGGGGGUGCACUGUGCACGCGGGCCUCAGACGCUGCUGCAGACGCCAGCCAGUAACCUUCAGGGUAGUUGGCUCUAUGUGUAUGCGACUCACCGGCAGUUCCAUACACCUGAUCAGUGCUGCCAUGUUUCUGGAGCGUGGCAGGGCUAGUCUGAGCAGUAUUUGCUUAUGAGGAAGCACUUUUCAUGGGUAAACAGCCAGAGGUUUCACCCGUAGUCCUGUUUGUUUUUCGACUUCUGUGAUAGUCUACUGCCUAUGAUACCUUCGAGUGUCUUAAAUAGAGUUAACAUGUAAAUUUUAUCCUUUGAUAGCAUUGAGGAGGGAGAAAAGCCUGAAUCGUGAGUGAUUUUGACACUAAAUGUUCAAAGUCAGGAAUAGAAGGGAAGUGAUCUCUCCCUCCUGGAGUUGUGUUUUUGUUUCACUGAAAAUCCAUGGUUGAGAACACCUCUUCAGCAGCGGCAUAGAUCCAGUGAGCCAAUGAGUUUGGUAUGCCAUGAGUCGUGUAAGCUAAAAAUACUCCAAUAUUAGCCUGUAACACAUUUAUACCUUGCAAUGGUUGUCUCAUAAUUUUCUGUGAAGCCUGAAGGUGGCGCUUCUAUUUUGUGUUUUGGGAGCUAAUACCAAUGCUAGAAAGUGGCACCAGACCCUUAUUACAAGUCACCAAUGAGUGCUUCCCAUGGCUAUCUGAACCUUUCCCCAGAGGUUGUGAAUAAGCUUCAUUUGGUAACUGGCCGGCCACCCAGCAAACUGAUGUGUCUGUCCUUAAAUUUGGAAAAUUUAUACUCUUCAGAUGGUCAAUUGGAAUUCAGCGUUAAUAAAGUGUUGUUCUGAAACGUUCUUUUAGUUUAUGCAGACGUUUUAAAGCAGACGUCUUCUCUUUCCAGCUAGCCUUUGCAUAAAAAAUACAGGAAUUCUCCAUUAGACAUAAAAUGGCCUGGAGUUUAAAAAAAAAAGUCCAGUUCUUUUGCACUAAGUCGUGGCCUUUUUGGGAGGUAGAAGGGGGCUGUGUUUUACCAACCAUAAUGAAACCGAACCCUAAAGAUCUGUGACUCAGCAUCCCUGCUUUUGUUUGCAAAGGGUCUCAAAGCCUGGGAUUGGUGUAUUACCUGAGCACUCCUGAGCCUCAAGCCAUGGCCUGUCCUGGAACUCUUCCCCUACUAUUGUGAAUGCAGCCGUUCACCACGACCCACACUCCUUGCUUCUCACUCUAAUGGCUGUCAAGGAUCUUAGUUCUCCUGUUACCUUAAGAGAAGAAGAAUCGAGGAAGGCUUGUCAGAAUGUCCACGAAAGGGAAAGAACAGGGGCUAGCUAGACUGGAUUUGGAGAAUUAAAGUAUUUGCCAAAGAUAAAGGAGAUCCUUCGCAAGUUAAUAACCAGUACUUUAUAAAUUAUACUAUUUCUAGUAUAAUUCACAAUCUGGUCUGCCCUUUCGAUUGGUCACGUGGCCAGGGAUGAUUCCUCGGCUGAUAAGGGAGGAACCUCCAAGAGGCCUAUCAAAUCCUACUUAAAAAAAAAAAAUCCAGUUACUUAACUAAAGAUGUGCUUCCUGCAAGUAAUUGAAAUGGGAAAUUGUCAUUACCUAGAUUUUCGUAUUUUAAAUUUAAUACUUUUUCAAAUUUACAAGGCAGAUCUUUUUUUCUCCUGAUCACUUGAAAGUAAGCAUCUUAUACAAGUUGAGAACAUUCUGAAAUAUGGAAUGAUUUAAUUGCUACCCUUUGAUGUAAGAAUGGAAAAUAAUUACUUGUGAAGUUUGUCUGUUGGCUUGGCAACCAAAUCUUGGCCUGACUUAUGUUUGUCUUCCAUUUAUCAUUCUAAAAUUUCUCAAAGGGUUGAAAUUCUUCCUGAAUGAUUGUUAGUUUAUAUCCUUACACAAUUUAGAAAGACUUGAACAUACCAAGUAAAUUGCAUUUUAUCCUUCAUCCAAAGCUCUAUUUUAAAGCUUUUAGUACUGACAUUUGUAAACAGUGUAAAGUUUGCAAAAUUCUAUUUGAAAUAACUACGUAUUUAACUUUGCUGUUUGCAUAAUUGUAACACCAGCAAUAAUAGAGCUAUUUCAAAAGAUUCGUUAAUGUGUUUUGGGGGAAGGGGGGGAGUCUGCACAGAAGACUGGGAUUGUUGCUUUCAACUUGACAUCAUCCCUGAUUUCCAGAUCUUUGAAAGGUCUUUGGUACUGGCACUUUAUCAGCAUCGAGUAUACCAGCUCUCAAACAACAAUAGGUUAUUUCAGGUACUACUUCAGCUCCCUUAAGUACUGUCCAUUUAGUCAGAACCUUUGGUUUACAGCAUUUACUGAAUGACAUAGCAAUGGGAAAACUAGAAAAUAUCAUUACCUUUUAUAUUUGAAUGUACACUCCAUAUGCAGGCAGAAUUUCUAAUUGCUAAUUUAUCAUGCACAUUUUAAACUUUUGAUUUUACUUCUAGGGUGCCUAUUUUUAUAAGUUUUGAUUUGAUUAUGAAGUUUUCAUGGUAACUUUUGUAACGUGUUUAACAAUUCUUGUAAUGAACAAAAUGUUUUAAACCAUCUUUAGAAUGCUCUAUUUUCCUGGGAAAUCAUUUUCUUCUAGUUCAAAAUUGUUAAAAGGUAAACAACUUUUAAAUUA
Vombatus ursinus (common wombat) is the source of this 6938-nucleotide messenger RNA. It is a transcript of the gene USP53, whose product is annotated as ubiquitin specific peptidase 53. Gene Ontology annotation, biological process: protein deubiquitination; sensory perception of sound; response to auditory stimulus. Gene Ontology annotation, molecular function: cysteine-type deubiquitinase activity. The coding region runs from base 919 to 4143 and encodes 1074 amino acids. NCBI's taxonomy places the organism in Eukaryota, Metazoa, Chordata, Mammalia, Diprotodontia, Vombatidae. The record is from RefSeq and is a predicted model, not a curated record. Gene Ontology annotation, cellular component: cell-cell junction. The transcript has 16 exons.